Messenger RNA from Ailuropoda melanoleuca (giant panda), 4634 nucleotides. RefSeq names its product SRY-box transcription factor 4 (gene SOX4). Gene Ontology annotation, biological process: negative regulation of transcription by RNA polymerase II; camera-type eye morphogenesis; positive regulation of transcription by RNA polymerase II. Gene Ontology annotation, cellular component: nucleus. Gene Ontology annotation, molecular function: DNA-binding transcription activator activity, RNA polymerase II-specific; RNA polymerase II cis-regulatory region sequence-specific DNA binding. NCBI's taxonomy places the organism in Eukaryota, Metazoa, Chordata, Mammalia, Carnivora, Ursidae. The record is from RefSeq and is a predicted model, not a curated record.
GCGGAAUUGGGGUCUGCUCUAAGCUGCAGCAAGAGAAACUGUGUGAGGGGAAGAGGCCUGUUUGGCUCCCGGGUCUCUAGUUCUUGCACGCUCUUUAAGAGUCUGCAUUAGAGGAACUCUGCCAUUACCAGCUCUCUUCUUGCAGAAGGGAGGGGGAAACAUACAUUUAUUCAUGCCAGUCUGUUGCACGAAGGCUUUUUGGCUUCCUACCUUGCAACAAAAUAAUUGCACAAACUCCUUAGUGCCGAUUCCGCCCACAGAGAGUCCUGGAGCCAGAGUCUUUUUUGCUUUGCAUUGUAGGAAAGGGACUAAGUGAUAGAGACUAUGUCGCUUUCCUGAGCUCCUGAGAGCGCUCGUGAACUGGAACCAACUGCUUCAGGAGAAGAAAAAAAAAAAAAAAAAAGACUUGCCUGGGAGGCGGCGAGAAACUUGCAUUGGAAGCUUCAGCAACCAGCAUUCAAGAAACUCCUCUCCACUUUAGCACGGUCUCCAGACUCAGAGCCGAAAGACAGCAAACUGCGGCGCGGUGAGAGAGAGAGAAAGGGCGAGCGCGAGGAGAGGGAGGGAGAGACUCUCCAGCCUGGGAACUAUAACUCCUCUGCAAGAGGCAGAGUACUCCUUCCCCGCAUCUUUUGGAGACUUUUCUCUCUGCGCCCACCACCGCCCCGGCAAGGAGUGAGGGGCCCGCACGGCCGCCGCGCGCGUCCUCCCGCUCGGCGUGUGCUUGGCCCGGGGAGCCGGGAGGGCCCGGCGAUCGCGCCGCGGCCGCCGCGAGGGUGUGAGCGCGCGUGGGCGCCCGCCGAGCCGGGGCCAUGGUGCAGCAAACCAACAACGCCGAGAACACGGAAGCGCUGCUGGCCGGCGAGAGCUCGGACUCGGGCGCCGGCCUCGAGCUGGGCAUCGCCUCCUCCCCCACGCCCGGCUCCACCGCCUCCACGGGCGGCAAGGCCGACGACCCGAGCUGGUGCAAAACGCCGAGCGGGCACAUCAAGCGGCCCAUGAACGCCUUCAUGGUGUGGUCGCAGAUCGAGCGGCGCAAGAUCAUGGAGCAGUCGCCCGACAUGCACAACGCCGAGAUCUCCAAGCGGCUGGGCAAACGCUGGAAGCUGCUCAAAGACAGCGACAAGAUCCCUUUCAUUCGGGAGGCGGAGCGGCUGCGCCUCAAGCACAUGGCUGACUACCCCGACUACAAGUACCGGCCCAGGAAGAAGGUGAAGUCCGGCAACGCCAACUCGGGCUCCUCGGCCGCCGCCUCCUCCAAGCCGGGGGAGAAAGGAGACAAGGUCGGUGGCGGGGGCGGCCAUGGGGGCGGCGGCGGUGGCGGGAGCGGCAACGCGGGGGGAGGAGGCGGCGGCGCGAGCGGCGGCGGCGCCAACUCCAAACCCGCGCAGAAAAAGAGCUGCGGCUCCAAAGUGGCGGGCGGCGCGGUCAACAAACCGCACGCCAAGCUCAUCCUGGCGGGCGGCGGCGGGAAAGCGGCGGCCGCGGGCGCCUCCUCCACCUUCGCGGCAGAGCAGGCGGGGGCCGCGGCCCUGCUGCCCCUGGGCGCCGCUGCCGACCACCACGCUGUANCCUCGCCCGCGCCGUCCAGCGCGCCCUCGCACGCGUCCUCGUCGGCCUCGUCCCACUCGUCCUCGUCCUCGUCGUCGGGCUCCUCGUCCUCCGACGACGAGUUCGAAGACGACCUGCUCGACCUGAACCCCAGCUCAAACUUUGAGAGCAUGUCCCUGGGCAGUUUCAGCUCGUCGUCGGCGCUGGACCGGGACCUGGAUUUUAACUUCGAGCCCGGCUCCGGCUCGCACUUCGAGUUCCCGGACUACUGCACGCCCGAGGUGAGCGAGAUGAUCUCGGGAGACUGGCUCGAGUCCAGCAUCUCCAACCUGGUCUUCACCUACUGACGGGCGCGCGCGCGGGCUGGGAGAAGAGGGCCGGGGGGCAAGAGAGGAAAAAAAAAAAAAAAAGAAGAAGAAAAAGAAGAGAGAGAGAGAAGUGGACAGAGAAAGAGUUGGAAGAGAAAAGGGAAAAAAAAAAAAAGGAAAAGAAAAAAAAGUGAGCGAGGCGGGUUUCGGCCGCAUCGCGGUCGCCGGAGAGAGGAGCGCGGCGGCGUUUUGGGGACCCGCGCUCCCAUCCCCCACCUCCCCGGCUGCAAGGACGCGGAGGAGGCGGCGGGGAGACGAGGGGCGACCUUUUAUUGUUGUUCUUGAUGUUGUUGUUGAUGGCAAAAAAAGCUACUUGGAGUUUCCUCCCCUUUGCCCGAAGAGACCCCCCCCCUUCCAACGAGCUUCCGGACUUGUCUGCUGCACCCCCAGCAAGAAGCCGAUUUGGUAGUUUUUCUAGAGACUGAAGGAAUCUCGUCCCUUUCUCAUCGCCCCCCUUGCUGUUUUUGUUUUAUUUUAUCUCAUUUCUUGGUCAAGAGAGGAGGGAAAAAAAAAAAGAAAGAAAAGAAAGAAACCCAACGCGCCCCUGGGGAUUUAGUUCUCAGCACCCCCGCCGUCCCCUCCCCCUGAAGAAGACAAGGCUCCGGGCGUAUAAUUGGACCGAAGGCAGAUAUUUUGGGGGGUCGCGCAGGCUCGAGCGCCGGGACAGAGAGACUCCACGCUGGCGGAUUCCCGUUUUGUUGGGUUUUUCCUCCUUUUUCCCUUUCUUUCUUUUUCCUCUUUCUUCCUUCCUUCCUUCCUUUUUUUUUUUUUUCCCCCUUGCCCCCGCCCGCUGCCGGAGGAGGAGAUGCGGAGUGCCCAGAGAGCCCGGUGGGGAGCCCGGCGAGGGGUGCGGGGGGGAGCCGCGGAGGAACUGGGACGGAUUUGCACGUUCGGGGGCAGGUGGCGCGUCCAGGCGGCCCCCGCACCCCCGAAAUCUGUGAGGUGACACUCCGCGGCCCGCGGGCGUGCAGGAGAGCGGACUGUUUGAUGUGGUACCGGGGGCCGUGCAGGGGCGAGUGGUUUCGGGCGGGGAGGGAAAAAAAGAGGUUUUUUUCUUCUCUUAAAAUCGGAAUCGUGAUGGUGUUGGAUUAUUUCACUGGUGGGGUUAAUAUAGCAUGUUAUCCUGUCUAUCUUUUAAAGAUUUCUGUAUAAGACUGUUGAGCAGUUUUUAAAAUAGUGUAGGAUAAUAUAAAAAGCAGAUAGAUGGCGCUAUGUUUGAUUCCUACAACAAAAUUAUCACCAGCUUUUUUUCAUUCUUAACUCUUUAAAGGAUUCAAACGCAACUCAAAUCUGUGCUGGACUUUAAGAAAAAAAAAACACAAUUCAGGACCAAAUUUUUUCUCAGUGUGUAUGUGUUUAUUCCUUAUAGGUGUAAAUGAGAAGACGUGUUUUUUUCCCUCACCGAUGCUUCAUCCUCGUAUUUUUUUUCCUUGUAAAUGUAAUCAGAUGCCAUUUUAUAUGUGGACGUAUUUAUACUGGCCAAACAUUUUUUUCUUAUUUUGUCCCUUUUUUGUUUUAACCUUUCGUUUGCUUACUUUAUUUUUUACUUCCUUUAUUUCUUCCUUCCUUUUUUCCUUUUUUCUUUUUCUUUUUUUUCUUUUCUUUUUUUUCUUUUUCUUUUUUUUUUUUUUUUGGUAGUUUGUUGUUACCCACGCCAUUUUACGUCUCCUUCACUGAAGGGCUAGAGUUUUAACUUUUAAUUUUUUAUAUUUAAAUGUAGACUUUUGACACUUUUAAAAAACAAAAAAAGACAAGAGAGAUGAAAACGUUUGAUUAUUUUCUCAGUGUAUUUUUGUAAAAAAUAUAUAAAGGGGGUGUUAAUCGGUGUAAAUCGCUGUUUGGAUUUCCUGAUUUUAUAAUAAGGCGGCUGGUUAAUAUCUCACACAGUUUAAAGAAUCAGCCCCUAAUUUCUCCAUGUUUACACUUCAAUCUGCAGGCUUCUUAAAGUGACAGUAUCCCUUAACCUGCCACCAGUGUCCACCCUUCGACCCAGUCUUAGCAAAAGGGGAGGAGAAUUAGCCAAACACUGUUAGGCUCUUAAGAGAAGACAAAUUUUUUAAAUAAAAUACCAUUCUGUCCAGAGGCUUUAAAACUGGUGCAUUUACAGCAAAAAAGGGAUCCUGUAGCUUUAACUUGUAAACCACAUCUUUUUUGCACUUUUUUUAUAAGCAAAAACGUGCCGUUUAAACCACUGGAUCUAUCUAAAUGCCGAUUUGAGUUCGCGACACUAUGUACUGCGUUUUUCAUUCUUGUAUUUGACUAUUUAAUCCUUUCUACUUGUCGCUAAAUAUAAUUGUUUUAGUCUUAUGGCAUGAUGAUAGCAUAUGUGUUCAGGUUUAUAGCUGUUGUGUUUAAAGAUUGAAAAAAGUGGAAAACAUCUUUGUACAUUUAAGUCUGUAUUAUAAUAAGCAAAAAGAUUGUGUGUAUGUAUGUUUAAUAUAACAUGACAGGCACUAGGACGUCUGCCUUUUUAAGGCAGUUCCGUUAAGGGUUUUUGUUUUUAAACUUUUUUUUGCCAUCCAUCCUGUGCAAUAUGCCGUGUAGAAUAUUUGUCUUAAAAUUCAAGGCCACAAAAACAAUGUUUUGGGGGAAAAAAAGAAAAAAUCAUGCCAGCUAAUCAUGUGAAGUUCACUGCCUGUCAGAUUGUUGAUAUAUACCUUCUGUAAAUAACUUUUUUUGAGAAGGAAAUAAAAUCAGCUGGAACUGAACCCUAAA